Molecule: messenger RNA, 4414 nt
Organism: Myotis davidii
Lineage: Eukaryota; Metazoa; Chordata; Mammalia; Chiroptera; Vespertilionidae
Gene: ICE2
Product: interactor of little elongation complex ELL subunit 2
Exons: 16
Coding region: 869-3886 (1005 amino acids)
Biological process (GO): snRNA transcription by RNA polymerase III; positive regulation of transcription by RNA polymerase III; snRNA transcription by RNA polymerase II
Cellular component (GO): transcription elongation factor complex
Source: RefSeq, a predicted model, not a curated record
GCCCGGCUCAGUCUCCCCCUGGCCCGCCCUCCUGAGGCCUUGUUUCUCGUCGCAGUCCUGUAGUCCCCUUUCCCGCAGCCAUUCCUUUUGCUCGCAUUGGCUCUCUCUCCCUGCCUCGCGCUGGGUUGAGGUGUGAGAGGUAGGUUCCGUGGGAGCCGGUGAGGCCUGCCCGGUGCCCAGGGACCGCCUCCUCCGUUUGUGAGUUUCUCGUCCACACCCGCUCGGUCCGCCCACGGAGAGAGGCACCGAGCACCGAGUGGCCAAGCCCGACGUGCGGUCCCGGUGAUUCCCCAAAGGGACCGACCCUGUGAAAUGUCACCUGAGGUGCCUGGACCUCAGUCUCCUCAGCAGUGAGGUUCUCUGGGAAAGAUUGCUGGUCUCCACGCCUUUUUGUUGUUGUUUUCGUCCUGCAUUGCUUGCCGAGAUGACCCAUAGCAGGGCAUGGCUGGGAACCCCGAAGCCAGAUUCCCUUUGGCAACUGGGGGCCGAGGGAGCGCUGGGACCACAGCUCCCCGCCAUGCGGUGAUGCGGGCUGGGCUGUAGGCCAUGAGAACGCCAUUCUGUUUGGGCUCCGAGAGUGCCAUUCCUGGGACAGGCUAAAUGGAGAAGGACCGCACCGUCGUUGCUGCUCUACCGCAAGAACUGUGCGAGCAUUGGUCUGUCCGCUGCAUUCUGUUUCCGGUGUCCUGUCGGUUUCAGGACAGGUGUUCGGAGCGGGGUUAACAGCACCUGGUCUCCCCGGUCACCUGCUUUCAGUGCUGACCUUUUUGUUUUUCCUCAGGUGACUCUGGAGAAACCCUGCCUCUGCUGGAGCCGGCACGACCCGGCAGCAGAACCGUGAGCUGCAGUGACGCAGAGGUCUAGGACUAUGAGCUCCGUAACGGCCCUGAGUGAACCCAGGCUGAAUUGGGAUGUCGCCUCAAAAAAUGGCCUUAAGACAUUUUUCUCUCGAGAAAAUUAUAAAGAUCAUUCCAUGGCUCCAAGUUUGAAAGAACUAUGUAAUUUAUCUAACAGACGUAUAGGAGAGAAUUUGAAUGCCUCAGCAAGUUCUGUAGAAAAUGAGCCGGCGGUUAGUUCAGCAACUCAAGCAAAGGAAAAUGUUAAAACCACAGUUGGAAUGGUUCUUCUUCCAAAACCAAGAGUUCCUUAUCCUCGUUUCUCUCGUUUCUCACAGAGAGAGCAGAGGAGUUACGUUGACUUGUUGGUUAAAUAUGCAAAAAUUUCUGCUAAUUCCAAAGCUGUUGGAAUAAAUAAAAAUGACUACUUGCAGUACUUGGAUAUGAAAAACCACGUAAAUGAAGAAGUUACUGAAUUCCUAAAGUUUUUACAGAAUUCUGCAAAGAAAUGUGCACAGGAUUAUAAUAUGCUUUCUGAUGAUGCACGUCUCUUCACAGAGCAAAUUUUAAAAGCUUGCAUGGACCAAGUGAAAAAGUAUCCAGAAUUCUAUACUCUCCAUGAAGUCACCAGUUUAAUGGGAUUCUUCCCAUUCAGAACAGAGAUGGGAUUAAGGUUAGAAAAGACUCUUCUUGCACUGGGUAGUGUGAAAUAUGUGAAAACAGUAUUUCCCUCAAUGCCUGCAAAAUUGCAACUCUCAAAAGAUAACCUAUCUACCAAUGAAAUACCUGAACAAACAGCUGCAGCUAUGCAUUACGACAUUAGUAAAGAUCCAAAUGCAGAGAAGCUUGUCUCAAGAUAUCACCCUCAGAUAGUUCUAACUAGUCAAUCAUUAUUUGCCUUAUUAAAUAAUCAUGGACCGGACUACAAGGAACAGUGGGAAAUUCCAGUGUAUAUUCAACUAAUACCUGUUGCAGGUUCAAAACCGGUUAAAGUAAUUUAUGUUAAUUCACCACUUCCCCAAAAGAAAAUGACAAUGAGAGAGAGAAAUCAAAUCUUCCAUGAAGUUCCAUUAAAAUUCAUGAUGUCCAAAAAUACAUCUUUUCCAGUCUCUGCAGUAUUUAUGGACAAACCAGAAGAUUGUGUGCCUGAAAUGGAUUCCAUCUUUGGAAAUGCCCCUUGGAAUCUUGGGAGGGAAAAGAUGUCUCAUGAAGUUAAUGACUGCCGAAAAAUUGAAACCCUUGAAAAUUUGGAUCUGGAUUUUGAUGAUGAUGUCACAGAACUUGAAACUUUUGGAGUAACCACCACCAAACCAUCAAAGUCCCCAAGUCCAGCAAGCACUUCCACAGUACCCAAAAUGCCAGUUGCUCCCAGAGCCCCCAGUGCAGCAUCCACACCUGUGGCACCAGCUGCACCAGCUGCACCAGCUGCACCAGCUGCACCAGUAGACAUUUCUGCUCAUGCUAGAAGUUUAUCUCAGAUUCUAAUGGAACAAUUGCAAAAGGAGAAACAGCUGGUGACUGGUAUGGACGGUGGCCCUGAAGAAUGUAAAAAUAAAGGUGAUCAGGGAGUUGUACUAUGUGCUGAGAAGGUAUCAGAUAAUUCUGACAAGCCUCUGGUGCAAGAUGGUGACUUGCAAACAUCUGAUGAGUUACAGUUAGGAAGUUCUGUGGAAAUGGAAACCUCUAAUAAAAAUGACAUGGCUACUGAUACAGUGUGUGCUGAUGAAAGACUAAAUAUUCCAGAGAGUACUGACAAUUCAAAGGAAGAGACUGUUACAUCAGAAGCAGAGAAAACUGAGGAUGUAAUUCUUUGUCAUAGUGAUACAGAUGAAGAAUGUUUAAUCAUUGAUACAGAGUGUCAAAAGAAUAGUACCGUAAAGACAGCUGAUGUGGGUUCUAACUUAAAUUCUAAACCAGCCAGCCCAAAUUCUUCUUCAGGACAGGCUUCUGUAGGAAACCAGACUAAUACUACUUGUAGUCCUGAAGAGUCCUGUGUUUUAAAAAAACCUAUCAAACGAGUAUAUAAAAAAUUUGACCCAGUUGGGGAAAUUUUAAAAAUGCAAGAUGAACUCUUAAAGCCAGUUUCCAGAAAAAUACCUGAAUUGCCUUUAAUGAAUACAGAAAAUUCUAAACAACCUCCUGUUUCCGAGCAACCCUCUGCUCCUUCAGAUGCCACUACUUGGCCAAAAACUGCAUGGACCUCUGCAUUUCAGAAGCCAAAAGGACGAUUGCCAUAUGAACUUCAGGACUAUGUUGAAGAUACAUCAGAAUAUGUAGUUCCUCAGGAAGGAAAUUUUGUUUACAAGUUAUUUAGCCUGCAAGACCUGCUGUUACUUGUACGAUGCAGUGUCCAGAGGAUAGAGACCAGACCACGUUAUAAAAAACGGAAGAAAAUCAGAAGACAAGUCCCAGUAUAUGUUCUUCCAAAAGUGGAGUAUCAAGCUUGUUAUGGAGCUGAAGCUCUGACUGAAAGCGAACUGUGUCGCCUGUGGACUGAAAGUUUAUUGCAUUCCAACAGCUCCUUUUAUGUUGGUCAUAUCGAUGCUUUUACUUCAAAGCUUUUCUUGCUAGAAGAAAUUACCUCAGAAGAAUUAAAAGAAAAAAUUUCAGCACUCAAGAUUUCAAGUUUGUUUAAUAUCCUCCAACACAUUCUAAAGAAAUUAAGUAGCUUGCAGGAGGGUUCCUACUUGUUGUCCCAUGCAGCAGAAGAUUCUUCUCUCCUGAUCUACAAGACCUCUGAUGGAAAAGUUACUAGGACAGCAUACAAUUUGCAUAAAACACAUUGCAGCCUUCCUGCUGUACCUUCCAGUCUCUCAGUUCCCUGGGUUCCAUUAGACCCCAAUCUGUUGUUACCAUAUCAUAUACAUCAUGGAAGAAUACCUUGUACUUUUCCACCUAAGUCACUGGGUCCCACAACACAACAAAAGAUUAGUGGAACAAGAAUGCCUACACACAGCCGCAGGAAUCCAGUUUCCACGGAAACCAAAAGCCUGCCUGCUCAGCAAGUUGAAAAUGAAGGAGUGGCUUCAAAUAAAAGAAAAAUAACAUAAGGACUCUAUCGUGGAAAAUGAAGAAGAAACAGUUAUAGCCGUUCAAUUCAGAAAAGUUUGAGGGGACACAUGCCUAAAAGAUCAGUAGACAAGAUGAACAUUUUUCCUGUAGUGUCCUUGAGAGUUCUUAGAGUGCCUUGAAAAAAUGUGUUGGCUGUGUGGGAAUGUUUUAACUAAAAUGGAAUGCUAUACUCUUAACUCUUGAUGUUUGAGGAGAACCUAGAUAUGUUUUAACAUUAUCAUGGCAGGUAAAUAUAUAGCAAAGAAAAUUAUUUUUGUAAUAAACCUUUUUCAAAAAUUAUAAAUAGGAAAAUAAUUUGCUUUUUUUUCAAGAGCAACACUUAUUGUGUGUUAUAUUAAUUGAGCUAUAUCACCAGCCUGCUGAGAAUGGCUCAAAAGGUUAAGCCUUGCCACUGUCAGAGAUAAUUUGAGCAACAUGAAACCUUGUUUCUGACCAAUUGUGACAGUUUUUAUAUAUGAUUUUUAAAUGAUGAUUGUUGCAGGUUAAUAAAGUUAAUACCUUUAAAA